Molecule: messenger RNA, 1968 nt
Organism: Fulvia fulva
Lineage: Eukaryota; Fungi; Ascomycota; Dothideomycetes; Mycosphaerellales; Mycosphaerellaceae
Product: Putative metabolite transport protein
Exons: 2
Coding region: 1-1968 (655 amino acids)
Biological process (GO): transmembrane transport
Cellular component (GO): membrane
Molecular function (GO): myo-inositol:proton symporter activity
Source: RefSeq, a predicted model, not a curated record
AUGGCAGAUCGAAAGGAAGAAGAUGCCAUUGGCACUGAGAAGAGACACUCUCACUCCUCCUCCGACGUCGAGAAGUACCACCAAGAGAAUGCCUACGAUGACACCCCACGACAGGCCAGCGUGGUGGCCAAGCUCAAGAAUCCUCUCGCGGGCAUGACGGAGGAAGAUGUCAUCCGGGAUGUCGAUACAUUCGUCGAUGCUCGCGGUCUUGGAGAUGAGAGGGAAGCGUUCCGAAAAGGCGCCCUCCUCGCGCGAGUCACACAGCGCGAAAACGGGUUUGAGAGAAUCAACAUGCUAUCAGAGGAAGAGAAAGGCUGGCUACGAAACGAAAUCGCACACCGCUGGGACCAACCCUUUAUGCUGUACUUCCUCGUAGUUCUUUGCGCUGGCUCCGCGAUCGUGCAGGGCAUGGACCAAACAAGCGUCAACGGCGCCCAACAAUUCUACUUCCGAACCUUCAACAUCCCCUCAGAAGCCGUCUGGCAGCGUGGCCUACUGAACGGCGCGCCGUACCUCUGCUCAGCCGUCAUAGGAUGCUGGAUGAACGCCCCGCUGAACAAAUUCUUCGGACGCCGUGGCACGAUUUGGAUUUCUUGCUUCAUCUCCUUCGUCGCUGGGAUUUGGAUGGCUGCGGCGGAUAGCUGGUAUAACCUGCUGAUCUCGCGAUUCGCGUUGGGUUUUGCCGUUGGUGCGAAGAGUUCUACGACCCCGGUGUACGCAGCGGAAUCGGCACCGAAGACAAUUCGUGGUGCUCUUACUAUGAUGUGGCAGAUGUGGACGGCUUUCGGCAUCAUGCUUGGCUUCGUCGUGUCCGUCGCCUUCCAGGACACCGACUUCCUAGGUACUGAUACGCAGUGGCGUUGGAUGCUGGGCUCGACGUCCAUCCCGCCUUUGCUCGUCAUGCUGCAGGUGUACUUCUGCCCCGAGUCUCCGCGCUGGUACAUGGAGAAAGGCAAGUGGGAUAAAGCGUACCGCUCGAUGAAAGCUCUGCGAAAACACGACAUUCAGGCGACGAGGGAUAUGUACUACGCCUACAAACUCCUCGAAGUGGAGUCCUCGCAGCGUGAGGGCAAGAGUCUCUGGAAGGAAUUUUUCCUCGUGCGCCGAAACCGUCGCGCGGCGCAGAGUUCGUUUUUCGUCAUGUUCAUGCAGCAGUUCUGCGGUGUCAACGUCAUAGCCUACUACUCGACCCAAAUCUUCGUCGACGCCGGCUUCGACGAGCGCCGCGCUCUGCUCGUCUCCUUCGGCACCGGCGUCACAAACUUCCUCUUCGCCAUCCCCGCCAUCUACACCAUCGACACCUUCGGGCGCCGCAACCUCCUGCUCGUAACCUUCCCACUGAUGGCCCUCUGUCUGUUCUGGUGCGGCUUUAGUUUCCUGAUCCCCAACGGUCCCGCCACCGAGGCCGAGCCGGGAGGCUCCGUCCCGACUGGAAAGCUGGGCAGUAUUGCGGCGGCGAUAUAUGCGUUUAUGGUGGUGUAUUCUCCAGGAGAGGGGCCGGUGCCGUUUACGUAUUCGGCUGAGGCGUUUCCGCUGUAUAUUCGGGAUAUUGGAAUGAGUUUCGCGACUGCUACGACGUGGGGGUUUAAUUUUAUUCUCUCUCUCACCUGGCCCGCUUUGGUCCAGGCUUUCACGUCCACGGGUGCGUUCUGCUGGUAUGCAGCCUGGAAUAUCUUUGGCUGGGUCUUCUGCUACUUUUUGCUGCCGGAGACUAAAAACCUCACGCUGGAAGAAUUGGAUAAUGUAUUCAAUGUUGGUAACAGGGAGCAUGCGAAGUACUAUACGGAGAAGUUGCCGUGGUAUGUUAAUAGGCAUCUUUUGAGGAGGGAUGUCCAGGUGUUUGAGCCGCUUUAUCGAUUCGGGGAUCCGGAGGCGGAGAGUGAGAGGAGGGCGAGUGUGGCGAGUCGGAGGGGGUUGAGUGCGGCGAGGAGGGCGAGUGUAGAAGGUGGGAAGGAGGGAGGAGUUUGA